Molecule: messenger RNA, 1862 nt
Organism: Oryzias melastigma (Indian medaka)
Lineage: Eukaryota; Metazoa; Chordata; Actinopteri; Beloniformes; Adrianichthyidae
Product: crystallin J1B-like
Exons: 10
Source: RefSeq, a predicted model, not a curated record
CCUUUUCUCAACAGAUAAACAUGCAUCUGUUUUGUUGCAUGUCCAAAUUGGAAAUAAGAAGUGUAAUUAUGAUUUUGAAAUCUCUCUUUGAAACUCCAUCCAGAUGACUAUGUAACAGCUUUUAAGCCGUAACGGUUGGACGAUCUUAUCAACCUCUUUGAGGCCCCCCUCCCUGCCAGAAAACAGUAUUUUACACAACAUUUCACAAGGUGGAGGGUGAGUUAAGACAGGCGACUGAGGGGCAAAAAUGGCCUUGACAGUGGCUGACAGAGCCAUUGGAGCCAUCAUCGGAGCAGCAGUGGCAGACGCCGCUGCCCAGCCCAUGCACUGGAUUUACAACCCCGACAGGCUGAAGGAAGUCCUCUCCGAUCUGGAGCCCUAUCCAGAGUUUCGGCCUGAAUCGGCGAAUCCUUUUUACUGCAGGGCAACAGGCGAGCAGACCUGCUAUGGAGACCAGGCGUACGUCCUGCUGGAGUCUCUGAGUCAGUGUGGAGAUGUGGAUGUAAAAGACCUGACUGAGCGCUUCUACAAGUUCUUCGGACCGGGUACGGUGUACGACCUGCCUCUCAACGAUCCCUACAGGAAAAAAGGAGGACCCAAAGCCGUUCUUCCGAUCGAUGGCCCGUGGAGGAACGGCAGCCUGAAGGCUUUCAUCAGAAACGUGGAUGCUGGCAAAGAAGAAACCGGCUGCGACGUGGACUGUCAGAUGGACGGCGUCACCAAACUGGCUCCAGUGGUGGCCGCCUUCGCUGGCAAGCCGGAGAUGCUGGAGAAGGUGGAGAAGGCCAUCCGAGUCACGCAGAACAACGACAUGUGCGUGGCGGCGACUCUGGCUGCAGCAAGGGUUUUGGAGCAUUUCAUCCUGAACGGUCCCGAUCCAAAGGUGCUGGACGCAGUUAUUGCUCAGCUGAGUGACCCAAAGAGACAAAACCCUCAGGAUCUGGACAAGGCGGUGGUCGCGCAUAUCCACCAGGUGAAGGACAACCUCGCCAAGCAAUCCCAUCAGCUCAUCCCUGCUGUGUUCACUAACACAUGAGCUCUGCCUGGUGCGUUCCAGGGCGCGCUCCAUGGAGUCCUGACUCUGAACCGGCUGGAUGAAGCUGUCAGAGACACCAUGCGGCGUGGAGGAUGCACCGCCAGCCGAGCCUCCUUCAUAGGAGCUUGUUUUGGAGCACAGACCGGCCUUCAGGGAGUUCCGGAGUCGUGGACGGAGAAGACGCUCAGAUUCCCUCUGCUGUUGGAGCUGGCUAAAAGUGUGGUCAACAAGAGUCAAGACGUGUAGCGCCGUGAAUCCAACAAAUCCAAGUUGCAUAACGGGAGAGGAUCCUCGCAGACGUUACAGAUGUUUUCUUUGGCAGCAGCAGCUAAUGACAGUUUCAUUCUAAAGUCAUGCGCUGAAUGAAACUUGAAUCCUUUUGUGCUGUCAGAAGCUCCAUCAUGUAACCGAGUGAUAGUUUAUGCAGGCUUUUGGGGUUUUUUUUCUUCUCUGCUCUCAUCCUGCUUCUGUUCUGUUGUCUAUAUCAGGGAGCGAUCGGAAAAUCCUUUUUGUCAACUCACAGUCGUUAUUCCUGGGAGUGCUCUAUGUUAUGGUGAAGUGAAAGAGCAGUGACGGGCGGAUUUACUGCUGGAACAACCUACACCGUCCUCAGAGGGCCCGCUCUCCUCUACAGCCCUUCUAAAAGUGCUGACUUGUUUAACGCCUCCAUCCUAACAUUUAUGAAAGUUUGAUUUCUCUUCUUCACCUAAAAAACCUGUUGUGUAGGCUGGAUUGGCAGCUUGAUAGACAGUGAAAAACAGACAAAUGUUCAGUUUUUGCAGCUAUUUAUGCCUUGACCAUAAAAAAAUGUUUGAAGCCCACUGUU